Molecule: messenger RNA, 1802 nt
Organism: Saccostrea cuccullata (small rock oyster)
Lineage: Eukaryota; Metazoa; Mollusca; Bivalvia; Ostreida; Ostreidae
Product: free fatty acid receptor 4-like
Exons: 2
Coding region: 190-1299 (369 amino acids)
Biological process (GO): G protein-coupled receptor signaling pathway
Cellular component (GO): membrane
Molecular function (GO): neuropeptide Y receptor activity
Source: RefSeq, a predicted model, not a curated record
GAGGGGUAAUUACAUGUACUCGUGUUUCAAACUAAUGUGGAGACACGCUUAACAGCUCACUUUGAAAUUAGAGAACUUACCACUGGGAGCAUUUUAAUUUCCUUAUGUUCGAGUUGAAAGUUACAUAAUUAUAUGUAUUCUCGAAAAGAUGCCUAACUAAUUUGUCAAAGUUUGGAGGAAAAUGCCAAAAUGUCGCAUUGGAACAGAUCCUACUUCUUCGGAUUCGACGAGGAGUAUGGCUGGGGUAAUACCACAUACUUCUCUUAUUUCUCGGAAUUUAACAGACCUUGGAGUGGUCUCCCUUACUUGGAGGCAGUUGUGUUAAUCUUUCUUUUUCUGUUCUCUCUUUUGGGAAAUUGUUUUGCAUUUUAUCAAAUAAUGAAACUUAGGAGCACCCGAACUGUGACCAAUUACCUGAUUUGCAAUUUGGCUGUCGCAGACAUCCUUUUCUCCACCGGAAGUCCUUUGAUUGCGGCUGCGCGCAUUACUGGAACGUGGGUUCUUGGUUCAUUUAUUUGCAAAAUGCUGGUAUAUGUUCUAUUUAUCUGUGCAGCUGUGAUGAUCUGGACGAUGACAAUAAUUAGCAUCGACAGAUAUAUCUGCAUUUUCAAAACUUCUGUGAAAAGAGUCACCCCUAAAAUGGCAAUGUGUAGCAUAGUUAUUCUUUGGUUUCUGGCUUUCGUAGCAUUUAUUCCACUUGCCAUGUAUUUCAAUUUAAAAAGUUUUCCGUUCGGUACCACAAGCGUAAAUAUCUGUACCUUACUGUGGCCGAAUAAUCAACUAAUCCGUGUUUCAUUGAUAUUUACGAUCUGCAUCUGCAUCAUUGGAUUCGUGGUUCCACUCGGAAUACUGGUAUUUAAUUAUUUCCGAAUUUUGAAAAAAUUCAAAAAAUCCAGAAAUGCUGUAAUGACAAUAGCUACGAACAACACAACAAAAUCCAUAAAAUCUCGGGAGCAACGAGAUUUCAGAUUGGUGAAGAACCUCAUUUUGUUGGUUGUUUUGUUUCUUGUGAUGUGGCUGCCAAUUUUUAUCGUGUUUGUGUUGCUUCAGGCUGACGGUAUGGACGAUGAGAUGGAGGUCUCAUCACAGGCUUUCAUUGGGGCCUUAUGUGUGGCUCUUGGAAACGCUUGUGUGAAUCCAUUUUUGUAUGGCAUUAUGAAUGAAAAAGUGAAACGCAGAAUUAUUAAAUCUGUCUUUUCUCGGAAAAAGAAGAUGAAAAUAUCAACCAUUGACAGCAAAACUGCCACUGAAAACAGCAAAUUAGCUAAAAAUGGACCGAGCAUGACAUCGAGUACUUAAUGAGUAUGAAUUCAUAAUCAAGAUAAUUAAAGAAGAACACAGUGUAUCGCAAAUCAUGUCUAAUUUUUCGAAAUGAUCUGCAUGCAACUUACAUAGCUAUCAUUAAUUGCAUUCAUACAAAUGACUUACAUUGCUGUUGUUUAAAUGAUUGAGUAUAACUUAUGUAUUUAUUAUAUUAUCUAAUUUAUCGACAAUUUUCUUGUUUUAUAGACAAUCGUAAGGUAGACUCAGUACGUAAUGUAUGUUAAGCUCAAAUUAGCUGCAAGUCAUCAGUCUUCGUUAGCCAAGGGUUUCUGAUAUGCAUCUCUUCUCCUUCGUAAGUGGAGUAGCGGAUCAGAAAACUUGGCUAGCGAAGAUGGUUGGAAGUCUAUGUUGAGAAUGUUUUAAAGAGAAAACUUAUGUAUUUAUGUAAGUACAUGUAAGUACAUGUACAUGCAUUAUUUUGUGAAGUAAAAAACAUAAUUAUGAAAAAUCUUAUUCAGGAAACAUUCCCUAACAGAAAA